AUGUCCACACCAAACUCCUCGCUGUCGAAUGCCUCCUUUGUCCUCGCGGCUCUCACGGCCGGAGGCGGCGCCGUGGGCUAUGCUAGAACUGGCUCUGUUCCCUCAAUUGCAGCUGGAUUCUUGGUCGGCUUCUUGUAUGGCCUCGGCGGAUAUCGCAUCGCCAACGGCCAGCCUUACGGCGUUGAGCUGAGCCUUCUUGCUUCGGCGGUUUUGGGAGCUUCGUCUAUCCCUCGCGCGAUCCGCCUCAAGAAGCCCGUGCCUAUUUUCCUCAGCGUCCUGUCGACCUAUGGUCUUCUCACCUUUGGUUCUGCGCUGCGCAGGGCCUAA
Trichoderma citrinoviride is the source of this 327-nucleotide messenger RNA. RefSeq lists its product as hypothetical. The record is from RefSeq and is a predicted model, not a curated record. NCBI's taxonomy places the organism in Eukaryota, Fungi, Ascomycota, Sordariomycetes, Hypocreales, Hypocreaceae. The transcript has 3 exons. Bases 1 to 327 code for a protein of 108 amino acids. Gene Ontology annotation, cellular component: membrane.